CCAUAGCUGUAGCUGUAGUCUUCAGCACUGGGCACUGGUAGGUGGUAGAUCGUAGAGUGGGAGAGAGACUGGCGGAGGCCAAUGUUACUUACCUGUGGCGCCAUCGCUCCAGCUCCAUCUUCGUGGUACCUGCAUCAAGGCGCCAACUUCACAGAUCAGCAGUGCCACGUCACAGUGCCAAGUCACAGUGCCACGUCAGCAGUGCCACGUCACAGUGCCACGUCAGUAGUGCCACGUCAGCAGUGCCAGGUCACAGUGCCACGUCACAGUGCCACGUCACAGUGCCACGUCACAGUGCCAAGUCACAGUGCCACGUCACAGUGCCACGUCACAGUGCCAAGUCACAGUGCCACUGCCACGUCAGCAGUGACGUCCGACACAGUGCCACGUCAGCAGUGCCACAUCAGCAGUGCCACGUCAGCAGUACCACGUCAGACACAGUGCCACGUCAGCAGUGCCACAUCAGCAGUGCCACGUAAUCAGCAGUGCCACGUCAGCAGUGCCACAUCAGCAGUGCCACGUAAUCAGCAGUGCCACGUCAGCAACAUGGCGGGCCUGCCAGGCCAACUGGCCAAUGAGACCAUUGCCACCUACAAGCAGCGUUGCCUGGCUCAGAUAGAGGCUGRGGAACAACGCCUGCUGGCAGUCGAGGCUGCCCGCGUACAGGCUGACGAGGCAGCAGCAGCAGAGAAGCUGCGGCUACAGGCCGAUGCAGACGCAGAUUCCCAGGCUCGCCGCAAGGAAGCCCAGGAUCUGCUACAGCGCCAUGAAGCCACAAGCAACGACAGACUCAAGUUCUGGCAUUUUGAACCGAACAGCGACGAGGCAACACCGGAAGAGCAGCAUAAGGAGUUCCUCUCCAAACUCGUGACACGGUUGCUGUAUGCUUGCAACUACCAAUGGUCAGAGUUGGAGAGACAGUACCAGGACCUGACGCAACAGCAUCAGGAGUUGGCAACGCUCCGCCGAACAGUGCAGAGCCACGAGGAUGCAACUCGGGCACUCAAUGCCCGAUUGCUGGACCUGGAACAGGCUGUACCAGGACCAACUGCCGGGGCUUCCAACAGUGCACCCUCUAGCCGCCAACUGGAGGAAUGCGUUGACCACAUCCUGGCAAUGCUCGGCGACAAUAACACCUUCGCUGCGCCGAUUCUGCCUGUCGCUAAGCACAAGUACAUCGGCGCCCUGUUCCUGAACUCAAAGGGCGGAUACCAGACCUGGUUGACCCACCUGGCAACCUCCCACGGCGUCGACGUACCGGACCUCAAGGACAAGAUCAAAUGGGAAGAACUGACACGGCUGUGGAAGAAGAAGUUCAUCGUCGACGACGCGCCGACACUCGCCAUCAACUGUUUGUUCACCAUGUCACAGGGCAACACUGCAACACAGGAUUGGCUCACAGAGUGGUUGAAGAUUGCGGCAAUGCCCAAUCUGCACCUGCCUUUCACUCAUCUCAGGCGUGAGUUCUACAACAGGUCAUGUGCUGCAUUGAGCCAGGCUCUUGGUGAUCGCGAGCAGUACGCCACCUUCGCCAAGAUUAUCGACAAGGCGCGAGAGAUCAUCAAGACCAACAGGUACAAACUGGUCCGCGACAACAGCACUUCGCUGCAGUCCAGCAGGACAGUGGGGAUAACCCAGCAGCCACUCCUCGGCGACUAUCAUGAUUCACGACUCGCCGACCAUUUCGGAGUCAACCGCACUAUUGCACGGCUUCGACAGCGAUUCCGAUGGCCCGACCUCAUUACCGAUGUCACUCGGUAUUGCGACUCUUGCGAAGUUUGCCGACGCAGCAAGCCCCGCAACCGCAAUCCCUACAGCGAGUUACACCCGAUGCCUAUCCCACGGGAACCCGGUCUCUCCAUUGCCAUGGACGUCACCGGUCCGUUUCCUCGCGACCGGCUCGGGCACGACGACAUCCUCACGGUUGUGGACCGAUUGAAUCAGCAGUGCCACGUCACGGUGCCAAGUCACAGUGCCACGUCAGCAGUUCCACAUCACAGUGCCAGAUCAGCAGUGCCACGUCAGCAGUCCCAGGUCACAGUGCCACGUCACAGUGCCACGUCACAGUGCCAAGUCACAGUGCCACGUCACAGUGCCACGUCACAGUGCCAAGUCACAGUGCCAAGUCACAGUGCCACGUCAGCAGUGCCACGUCACAGUGCCAGAUCAGCAGUGCCAGGUCACAUUGCCACGUCAGACAUAGUGCCACGACAGCAGUGCCACGUCAGACAGUGCCACGUCAGCAGUGACAUCCGACACAAUGACACGUCAGCAGUGACGUCCGACACAGUGCCACGUCAGCAGUACCACUGGACCUUCAACGUCAUGGAAACCCUAUAUGAUCUUGUUCUCGGCACUGCCUACUCCCAUCAGUUCGCCCAUGCUGGCCCCGAUUGGACCCACAAUGACCUCGUCCUCGACACCAAGGAUGGGAAGYWGUAYCGUAUUCCGUUGUUGGGCAAAUCGGACUCUACACCCCCCUCUCCUGUCAAUGUUGCCAUCUUGACACCAACUCAGUUCCACCACAUCCUUCGUCAGCCUGAUGCCGAACUCUACAUUGUCGACAUCACGGAUCUCCUUGUCUGUAACUCUAUGCAUCAGGACGCUGAGUUGGUCGAGCUCGACCCACCACUCCAUGAGCCUCCCGAGCAUCCUGAUCCUUCAGCCCCCUCAACCCUCUCCACCCCUGCUACCUCAUCUCACCUUCUUGCAUCUUGUUCCACGGAGGCGCCAUCGGUACCUAUUCCCAUACCGACUCCUUCCACCCCUGCUUCAGACGCCGCUGCAGCCGAGGAGUUUGACAACCUCCUAUCGACUUUGCAGCCUAGCGUUGCGGCUCUCCUUCGCGAGUAUCGCGAUGUUUUUCCUCCGACCGUCUCUUAUAGCAGCAUUCCUCCUAUGCGCGAUAUCGAGCACCACAUCCGUCUCGAACCUAACUACCGUAUUCAGCAUCGUGCCCCAUAUUGCCUCUCGGUCCCCGAAGCCCAGGAACUUAAACGCCAAAUUGACGAGCUACUUYGUCAGGGCUUCAUUAAACCGAGUAUGUCCCCAUGGAGUGCAUUUGUCCUCUUCGAUCGCAAGAAGGAUGGCACUCUCCGCCUCUGCCUCGAUUACYGCGGUCUCAACGAGUAUAUGGUCAGAAACAGUUACCCUAUGCCUCGUGCGGAUGAUCUGUUCAACCGCCUCUCAGGCCACCGCUUCUUCACGAAGAUCGAUCUUCGUAGCGGAUAUCACCAUAUCCGCGUAGCCGAGAAGGACCAGCCUAAGACCGCUUUCCGUUCUCGUUUUAGGCACUACGAGCUUACCGUCAUGCCUUUCGGUCUCCGUAAUGCCCCUGCCACCUUCCAAACGGCUAUGAACACGAUGUUCCAAAACCUUCUUGAGGACUCGGUUCUAGUCUACAUCGACGACAUCCUGGUCUACAGUCGUACCUUAGAGGAGCAUCUGACCCACCUYCGCACUGUCCUCCAGCGAUUACGCGACCAUGGGUUUUAUGCGAAGCUCUCAAAAUGCCACUUCGCUCAACCCAAAGUCGACUUCCUUGGGCAUCAGGUCUCCGAGCACGGACUCCACAUGGACGACUCGAAGAUUCAGGCCAUUGUCGACUGGCCCACUCCUACCUCUCUUCCUGCGCUCCGUAGUUUUCUUGGGUUGACCAACUACUCUGGUCAUUUUCUUAAAAACUACGCGCAGUAUUCUUCCCAGCUUACCUCCCUGACCCGUGGACGUCUACCUUUUCAUUGGACCCCGGCUUACGAGGAUGCUUUCCGCUCUCUCAAGCGGCUUGUCACGUCAGCUCCUGUCUUACACUUACCUGACUACUCGCGUCCAUUCAUCGUCACCACCGACGUAUCUGACUUCGCUAUURGAGCUGUUCUCUCCCAGAUCUAUCCAGCCCCCUCUACUUCUUCCGAUUCCACAGAGUCUCGCCUCCCUCGCAUUCCUCGUUUCCCUCCUCCACCUCCAGCGACUGCGGCUCAUCUUGCACCCAUCGAGCCCACCCCCCCAGGGGCCCCACCCCCUUAUAUUCUUGACGUCGCUGAUGACGGUACAAUCGAGUCUCACGAUGGAGAGUGUCCGGUUGCUUAUCUAUCUCGACAGCUACUUCCCGCUGAACGUAACUACAUUGCCGAUGAGCGUGAGGUCCUUGCACUGGUCUACGCUGUUAAGAAGUGGCGUCAUCAUUUGCACGGUCAUACUUUCACCGUUUUGACGGACAACUCUGUUCUCGCCGCCUUCCAGACGAAGCCUAAGCUCACUUCUCGCCAGGCUCGUUGGUGGUGUGACCUCUCGGAGUUCGACUUCACCAUUAAGAAGAUUUCUGGCGAAAGCAAUCGUGUUGCAGAUGCCUUAUCCCGCCGCCCCGACCUUCAGUGCGAAGAUCGUCAGCUAUCUGCUAUCUCAGCCUCCACCAUCCACCCCGCCUUUCUGGAUGAGUAUCGCCGCGCGUACACCCAGUGCCCUGAGUUUCAGUCCAUCUACGCUGACCUACAGGCUGGCAAGUCCGUCCCUAACUUCCAGCUCGAUCCCUCUGGACUCCUAUACUGGCUUGGUCGCCAAGGUAACCGUACUCCUCGCUUAUGUGUGCCCUCUACUGGCCAGCUCCGCGUUCGGGCUGUAGCUGAGUGUCACGACCAGCGCGCCGCCGGUCAUCUCGGUGUCUUCAAGACACUUGACCGCCUCUACCACCAUUACUACUUGGAGCACCGUCAUCCUUUCACUAAUGAGUACGUUCGCACCUGCAGGAUCUGCCAGGAGGCCAACAUUCCCAACCACCCCCCCUAUGGUCUUCUUCAUCCCUUACCCAUUCCUACUCAGCGUUUGACUUCUGUCUCCAUGGACUUCAUUGGUCCUCUUCGUCCCCCUACCCCACGAGGCCACGAUGCCAUCUUCGUCGUUGUCUGUCGGUUGACUAAGCAUGCUCACUUUCUCCCUUGCAAGUAUGCUAGUUCAGCCAAAGACAUCGCCUCCCUAUACUUCAACCGUAUUGCCAUCCAUCACGGUCUCCCCACUAGCAUCAUCUCUGAUCGCGAUCCCCGCUUCACUUCCCAUUUCUGGCGUGGACUCCAUGAGAUCUAUGGCUCCGAGCUCCGCCUCUCCUCCUCCUAUCACCCCCAGUCAGAUGGACAGACCAAGGUCACGAACAAAACUCUUAGGAGUAUCCUCAAGAAGUUUGUUGAUAAUGAUUAUGAUUGGGAUCUUCAUCUUGCUCACGCAAAGAUUGCUUAUAACCAUGCUAUUUCUCCUGUCACUGGCAUGUCUCCCUACUACUGUGACUUGGGAUACCAUCCCCGUAUCCCAUCUGACCUUCUUCGUCCAUCUCAGAUCCAUCCCGACACCAAAUGCCCUGCCCUCGAUGACUGGGUAAAGGAGAUGGAUGCGCUCCUUAGCAAGGCUCGCGAGAGCAUUGCUAACUCCCAGACUCGCAUGGCCACUCGCGCUAACCGCUCUCGCAUCAACCAUCCCUUCAAAGUUGGCGACGAGGUUCUUGUCGACGCACGUCACUUCCAGCCCGAAGCUGACACACUUCGGAAAUUCAAACGUCGAUACAUUGGACCAUGCACCAUUCUUGCACCUGCCGGACCCAAUCAUGACUGUCCGGUGAGCUUCAAAUUGAAGUUCCCCGAUUCCAUGUACCGCCCUAACUUACAUGAUGUGUUCCAUGUAUCUCUUUUGCGCCCCUUCAGACGGUCUCCCCCCGAGUUCCAUGGUCGACCUUACCCUCGCCCCUCUCCCAUCAUCAUUGAGGGUCACGAGGAGUUUGUCGUCUCUGAUAUUGCGUCCCGACGUAUGACAAAUGGUGACCCUCCCCGCCUCGAGUAUCUCGUUCGAUGGAAGGGUUAUCCUGACGAGGAGUCUACUUGGGAGCCUCUUGAGCACCUGAAGCAUGCUAUGACUUUCGUGCGUGCUUACGAUCAUGGACAAGGAUCUACUCAAAUGAAUGUGGUGGUCGACAGCCAGGUAGAUAGGCCGGUUGAAGGAAUAUCAUGGUCCAAUGUGCUGAGGCAAAUUCGGGCACGUAGUGAUGGGGAUGGUGUAUUCGGCAAAUGGCUCGCCGAUGCUCGCACGAAGAGGAAAUACCUUGAGGAAUGUAGUGAACGAUACGAGUAUGGCAUGGCUUCGCAAAUUCAUGACAUGGAACAGCGUCUGCUUCAGCGUGAGUCUAAAGUGCCUUAUGGUAUUGCAGGUAAGGUUCCGAACGAUUCUGCAUUGAAAGGAGAAUGCGGACGCUAUAUGACUGACAAUGAAGAUCUUCGGUGGACUCAGGAUGAGUUGCUUGGGAUGUUGAAGAAGAAGGAGGUGGAAGUGACUGCCCUGAGGAGUGCAUUCGCAAAAAUUGAGGUGAAUGCACGAUCAGUGCUUGAAAGUUUCCUGGAAAGGAAACAAAGUGAAGAGAUAAAAGAUUGGUCUUUGUCCGGUAGUGUGGAUGCGAAGAAGGAGGAGAAUGUUGGCGAGGACAUUGCCAACCAACUUACGUCUUUACUUCAAUCCUCCAUUAGUAAUGACUUGCUUAACCAAGUUGCUGAGCUUAGUAUUAAAGUUGAUCCGCAUGUGUCCCAAGAGUGUGAGUAUUUGCGUCUACGCUGUGCAACAGUCAAGAGUGGAUUGAGAAAAUUGUUGUCGGCAGGUGCCUUGCCAUCGAUUGAUCCUUUUUUUGCAUCAGAGGUGUUUGAGCUUCCAACAGGUCGAACUUUAGAAGAGCUUCCGAAAAAUUGUUUGAUUGGCGACUCCCGAAUUCCGCAUAAGUACGACACUUGUGCUAAGAGGAAAGCAAUGGAAACCAACAAUACCACUCAGUAUGAUACGAAUAUUACGUCGAAAGUUGGAGCCGAACAUUCGGAGAGGUCAAAGAAAAGUGGGAAUGAUGAGAGGUCGGUGAAUCUUGGAAGUGAACAUCGUCGGGAUGAUCAUCCUGUUUUGCGUGAGGUUGAACGUGAACGUUCCCAAGAGAAUACCCUUGAUUAUGCUGAGAAAAUGAUUGUGGAGGGGGAUGGUGACAAUUGUCGUGUUGAUGGGGAUGGUUCGCGUAGAGGUCAGUCGGGUAGGCCUAUUAACCUUACAUUUCGCGAUCUCGAGGAUGAUAACAUUACAGGUGAUUCGAAAGGAGACUUUGUUGAAUCUACAUUCGUAAGAAAAAGGAGUCGUUGUGCGAAAACUAAUGUUUUGGAUUCACUCGGAGUGCCCGAGCCUACGCUCGGUAAUAAUCGGGUGGAACGGCAACUCGUUGCUGGUGAAAUGGAGACUCAGAUUUUAAAAGCGUUAAAUGAUCUCCCUGUCGAGACACUUGCAUCUCUUGAAUUUUGUGCACCGCUCGCUGGGCGUGCACGUGUUCGUGAUUCGUAUUCGCAAUCUCAACGCAGUGGACGUGAAAGAGAUGUUUGUGGCACAUCGCAACCGCAAAAUCCUGCGGGUGUUAUUGUGGUGCCCGACGAUAAGGAUGAACCCGCAAUCCGUGCUCUGAAUCUGCGCGCUUACCUACGAAAAUGGUUUGAGGAUGCGAAAAAGGUUGACAUACAAAAUGUCGUGACUGAGGUGCUUUUUGAAAUGUUUGUCUAAACUGCCACAGUCGUAAAAGAUGGACGAAUAUGGAAAAACUUCCUCGAGUGAAAAAGAAACAAACUCGCUAAUAUGCG
This is a messenger RNA of Chara braunii, 7634 nucleotides long. The record is from the annotation of a GenBank genome assembly. NCBI's taxonomy places the organism in Eukaryota, Viridiplantae, Streptophyta, Charophyceae, Charales, Characeae.